Messenger RNA from Trifolium pratense (red clover), 1345 nucleotides. RefSeq names its product protein POST-ILLUMINATION CHLOROPHYLL FLUORESCENCE INCREASE, chloroplastic. Gene Ontology annotation, biological process: chlororespiration. The transcript is spliced from 8 exons. Lineage: Eukaryota; Viridiplantae; Streptophyta; Magnoliopsida; Fabales; Fabaceae. The record is from RefSeq and is a predicted model, not a curated record. Gene Ontology annotation, cellular component: thylakoid; chloroplast stroma. Bases 336 to 1184 code for a protein of 282 amino acids.
AAACUAUAUUCUCAAAAAAUGAAAAUUUGAAACUUUUAUUUUUUUAAUAUAUGAUUCUUGUAUACCCACGAAUACAGUCCAUUCCUUAUCUUUUACUUUGAUAUUUUUCUUGAAGACUUUGGUUUUGAGGUGAUGAUAUUUUUGCUGUUUUGUCCAUUUGCCACUUAAAAAAUAUCAAUUUUAUCUGUUUCCUAUUAUAUCUAUCUAUCUAUGUAUGUAUCUAUGGAUGACAUGUUUAGUUGUUAGAUUGAUUCACAACUCUUUCUUUCUUCUCUUUGUUAUUCUUUUCCUUUUUCCAAUCCAAAAAUUAAGGAGUCAUUAGAAAAGUGUGAUACAUGGCUGCAACAAAUGCUGCAAUCUUUGCUUCUUCUAAGCAACCUUGCAUAUCUGUCACAACCUCUCCUAGUAGUUAUACCACAACAAAAGCAUUUGGGAGUAAUUUUCUGAAUGUUUCAUUACCAAGAUGUUACCUUAGGAAGGAAAGACAUGUUAAAGUUAGGCAUGUAAUCAAUGCUGCAGCUGCUGUUGCAACAAGUCCUACAGAGGAAAUUCAAGAGUACAAGCUUCCUUCAUGGGCUACCUUUGAACUUGGGAAGGCUGCUGUCUAUUGGAAAACCACAAAUGGGGACCCUCCUACUUCAGGUGAAAAGCUUAAACUUUUCUAUAAUCCAGCUGCAUCUCAACUUGCCCCUAGUGAAGAAUUUGGAAUUGCUUUCAAUGGAGGAUUUAAUCAACCAAUUAUGUGUGGUGGUGAACCAAGAGUUAUGUUAAGAAAGGAUAGAGGCAAAGCUGAUUCUCCUAUAUAUUCCAUUCAAAUAUGUGUUCCUAAACAUGCUUUAAGUUUGAUCUUCUCAUUUACAAAUGGAGAAGAUUGGGAUGGUCCAUAUAGAUUGCAGUUUCAAGUACCUAAACCUUUAAAGAACAAGCCAAUUGAAUUCUUUAAUGAGGGCUUGGCAGAGGAACUAAGUCAAGAAGGAGCAUGUGAGAGAGCAAUAUUUCCGGACUCAAGUACAGUCAUAGAGAAAUGUGCUAUGAUUGGUAAUUUAUCGAAAGAAGGGGGUGAUCGCUGCGAACUGAAUCUUGUCCCGGGGUGUAUCGAUCCUAGCUCACCCUUCUACGAUCCACUAGCCACUUUCGAUGAUGGAUCAUGUCCAAUUGAAGUAGAUUCUGAGACUGAGGAUUAACAUUAUACUUUUACAUGAAUAUUCACUUCCAUCAUGCAUAUUGUUGUAACUUGUGCUAGUACAUAAAUAAGUCAUUGUAUAAUAUAAAAUGUAAAUUCUACACUUAGCACUGAACUUUAGCAAUAGCUUCUCCUUUCUACACUAUAAUCUCUUAAAAAUAA